Molecule: messenger RNA, 1869 nt
Organism: Dreissena polymorpha
Lineage: Eukaryota; Metazoa; Mollusca; Bivalvia; Myida; Dreissenidae
Product: probable sodium/potassium-transporting ATPase subunit beta-3
Exons: 5
Coding region: 29-817 (262 amino acids)
Biological process (GO): intracellular sodium ion homeostasis; potassium ion import across plasma membrane; intracellular potassium ion homeostasis
Cellular component (GO): sodium:potassium-exchanging ATPase complex
Molecular function (GO): ATPase activator activity
Source: RefSeq, a predicted model, not a curated record
UUUUUAACAUUGAGGAUUUGUUUGCACAAUGCAUUUUCUGCAGAACCGAACCUUUGGUAUAGCACUGAUGCUGUCAUUGCCGCUACUGUAUACAUGCCUUCGAGUGGAAAUUCCUCAGUCUUUCGAUAGUUCUAAUGAUAUGCCAGUACAACUUUCAUUCCGCCCGAAGCCCGAUGUCAGAACAACCCUUAUCCACUUCAAGAAGGAAAGCAAUUUCACGUACACACCGUAUGUGGACGACGUGGAUGGAUUAUUGCAACACUAUGUGAACGAAAUACCAACAUUGAACGAAAGCACCGUCGACUGCAGCUCGGUGACCGGGUAUCGUAACCAGAAUGAAUGGGACACGCCAUGUUACUUUGAUAUCUUCCGUGAGCUCGGGGACAACUGCUUGAAGCAGCAGUUGUAUGGGUACGAGGAUGGGCAACCUUGCAUUCUGCUGAAGAUGAAAGAGAUUUUUGACUGGCUACCGGAGCCGUUUGACAACGGUACUUUACCUGAUGAUCUGAAGUACGAGAACGGCAACUCACUCAGUCUGUGGCAGAAGUAUUUCGUGACAGUCAAAUGCGAAGGAGAGAACCCGGCUGACAAGGACAAUGUCGGAGACAUAUUCUACCACCCGAGCAACGGAUUUCACUUUAAGUACUUCCCGUACCGCAAUCAAGAGAUGUACCGCUCGCCCCUUGUAUUCGUCCGGUUUGACAACCCCAUGCCGGCACAGCUGUUUAUGAUUACAUGCAAGAUAUACGCGAAGAACAUAGAGUACAAUGUUUUGAACAAAUCUGGUUUUGUGCAUUUUGAGCUCUUGGUUGACUAACUUCGGUCUAGUUGAGGUCUAUCUUUUACACUUAAACAAUAACAACGUUUGUAUUGAUUUAAACGUUUACCCGAAGUAAAUGAACUAUACAAAAAAUGUAUAUUUACCUUUUGCGUAUGAUCUAUUUUCUCCAAAUAUUUGGUCUGACAAACAAGCAAAGGCUUGAAUUUAGAAGAUAUAGUUUCAGGAACACAUUUAAAUUGCACAACUAUCAAUUUUCACUUCUGGAUGUUUUGAAGUGCUCUGUAGUUCUCAACUUAAGCUAAUUUACAAUGUAAAUAAACGGUGAAAAAUAGCACAAAAUAAAAAGAAAAUUUGUCGGAUUCGGUGGAAUACCAAUUUAAAUUCACUCGUGAAAAUAUUAUUUUUAUGAUCAGUCGUGAAAUAAAAUCGAUAUUCCAACGAAUCAUACGAAUAUCAUCUAUAUUCUUAACAAUACUGCACUUUUUUCAGUUUGUUUUGCUUGUUUGUAGUACACUUUGCCUUUAAUUUCACAUAUUAAACCGUUGAUCGAGGUUAAUUAGUAGCCUUUGUAAAUGUCUUAUACUUGUUGAAAAUGUAUAUAUCUUUAAUUUACAUGUACCUUAAUUACAAAUAAAAUGCCCAGGCUUUGUAUAAAUUCUUAUCGUUGGAAAGUAUGGGUAAUCCAUGAUUUUUAUUAAAUUUAAAAGCUAGUAGAACAAUAAUAGUUACGUUGUCUUGCAUAUUGUUUUCUAUCUAGCAAGCUGUUCUUCAAGUUGAUAUUUGUAAUAAGCUUAGAACACUGGGAGUUCAACGUUUAAAUCGUGCAUUAUCUCUGUAUAAAGCUUUUCUUAAUUGCGUUGCCAAAUUUUGGCGCGUGUAUGUGCAUAUUUAAUAGGCAUACUGAUCAACGUGUAGUUAUAUUUUAGCAUAUUUAGAAAUGCUUUGCCAUGCAUAACAAUUGUUAUUUUUUCUGAAUAUUUUAGCAUUAAAAAGGUGUUAGAAUAAGUUGUCCGCUGUCUAAGUACAUAUUUAUUAUUUGUAUAGAAUUAUUGUAAAUAGAAAUAAACAGAAAUGCACAUAUCUCAUGU